Messenger RNA from Manis pentadactyla (Chinese pangolin), 2666 nucleotides. RefSeq names its product transmembrane protein 129, E3 ubiquitin ligase (gene TMEM129). The transcript is spliced from 4 exons. The record is from RefSeq and is a predicted model, not a curated record. Gene Ontology annotation, molecular function: ubiquitin protein ligase activity. NCBI's taxonomy places the organism in Eukaryota, Metazoa, Chordata, Mammalia, Pholidota, Manidae. The coding region runs from base 500 to 1417 and encodes 305 amino acids. Gene Ontology annotation, cellular component: endoplasmic reticulum; membrane. Gene Ontology annotation, biological process: protein ubiquitination.
CGCCCGGAGUCCUGGGACCCUCCCGGCCUUCUGCUCCCUGGGUGGGCGGAGGCGUCCUGGCGGGGUCGGGGGCUCGCGGCCGAGCUUCGGGACCCCAGAGGUGGCUGGGCCUCGGGUCCCCUCCCUCUGGGGAAGAGGCUGGGAGGGCCGAUCAGCAUUCCUGGAGAGAAACGACAGAACCGAGAGGCAAGGCUGCGGGCCGUACGACGUGUGCCCCUGGUCGGGGGAGAGGAGGUGCUGAAUCGGGUCUCGCGUCCGCCGCCUGGCUGCUCCCAAAAGUGGGGAGGAGGUUGAUGGCGUCAGGUCCCACGCAGAUUGGAGAAACGCAGGCUCAGAACCCUGGAGGGACGCUUCGCCCAGCCGGGGCAGAGCGUGAACUCUCACGUGGGGGGUAGUGCCCACGAGAGGGGCAUGAGUUAACUGAUUGCAACAAAGGGCGCAGAGGGGUCUUCGGAAGGAUGUGGCCUUGCCCCAGGCCUUGGAAGGCUACUACGUGGGCAUGUGCUUUGCAGCUUCUGAAAAGCGGCUCUACUCCCCCAGCCAGGCCCCAGAUGCCUGGCAGUUCUUCCUUCUGCUGGCAGUGACCGUGCCCACAAUUGCCUGCACCCUGAUCUACUACUGGUCCUGGGACCGGUGGGCCCACCACCCUCUGGCCCGCACUCUGGCGCUCUAUGCCCUCCCUCAGUCGGGCUGGCAAGCUGUUGCUGCUUCUGUCAACACUGAGUUCCGGCGGAUUGACAAGUUUGCCACAGGGGCACCAGGUGCCCGUGUGAUUGUGACAGACACUUGGGUGAUGAAGGUGACCACAUACCAUGUGCACGUGGCCCAGCAGCAGGACGUGCAUCUGACGGUGACAGAGUCGCAGCAGCACGAGCUCUCACCUGACUCACACCUGCCUGUGCAACUCCUCACCAUCCGGGUAGCCAGUGCCAGCCCUACUGUGCAGGCCUUUAACAUCCGAAGGGUGUCACCUGGUGGCCCUGGUACAGCAGCCCCCGCCUCAUGCAGGCUGAACUCCACGGAGUACGGCGAGCUGUGUGAGAAGCUCCGCGCACCUAUCCGCAGUGCAGCCAGCGUGGUCAUCCUCCAGAGCCUCGGCGACCUGUUUCUGGAGACGUUUGCUUCUUUGGUGGAGGCCAACCCGGCCUACUCGGUCCCCAGCAGCCAGGAGCUGGAGGCGUGCAUUGGCUGUAUGCAGACACCUGCCAGUGUGAAGCUGGUGAAGACCUGCCAGGAGGCGGCCGAGGGCGAGUGCCAGCAGUGUUACUGCCGCCCCAUGUGGUGUCUCACCUGCAUGGGCAAGUGGUUUGCCAGCCGCCAGGACCCACAGCGCCCCGACACCUGGCUGGCCAGCCGCGUGCCCUGCCCCACCUGUCGCGCACUCUUUUGCAUCCUGGAUGUGUGCGUUGUGCGCUGAGGGCUAGCCCUGCUGGGCAGGGUGAGGGAGCGGCCCUGAGUCCCCACCAGCCCUGCCAAGGACCCCACAGCCACUAGGGGAGCAGUCUGCCUCCAGGCUCUGGGUGGGGCUGUCAGCCAGGCCUCUUCACCAGCUUGAUGAGACUUCAGAGGGGGAGGACCUUUGUUUAGAAAGGAAUCUCUGCCGAAGUUCCUGCGGAAAGGGUCUUCAGCACCUCUGUUGUGUCUGCGCCCCAUUCAUCCCCUUAGGGGCAUGUGCUGGACGUGGAGAACACAUUGGUCCCAUCUCCAGAGCAUCCCAGGGGCUCCUGAGCUGUUCUGGAAGACUUCGGUCUGCCCCAGAUGGUCCUAUUCUGGGCUAUUUGCCUUAAUUUUAUGGAGCACACCUGUCCCUUAGUUACACCCAGACACAGGUUCAUCUAAAAGUGGCUGUGGACUGUCUGCCCCCAUCCUUAAGAUACUGCCCCUCCACCCCCCAGCUGCUCUGAGACUCCAGGGCUGCCAGUCCAGGGUGCUCCUGGGUGGGGUGGUCUCUGCCUUCUACCUCCCUACCUGGGGAGACCCUGGGCUUCCCAUCAGGCAGGGUGAGAGGCUGGCUGCUCCCAGCGUCUGUUCCUUCAGUUCUGUGCUUGGGGCCACCCACUCCCCUGGAGGGGCACCCAUGUUCCUUUUGCUGCCUAAGUCCAAGAAGGGGCAAGCCUCAGACUCUCGGGGUGUAUGUGACGGGGAUUGAGCUGAAGACACAGUGACAUCCUACCUACAGACAAGCCUAUCAGUGCAGCACACAGCUGACUACAGUCCCAUAAGGGAGCCUGUCCCGGGGUCAAGGUGGUGAUGGAUGUCUUCCCAGUGCCUGGUGCACAGGUAGGAGGGGAGUGUCAGGGCCCAGAGACCAGUUGUGACGUGGCUGCUGGAGGAGGGUUGUCUCUCGGAGCCCUUGAACCCGUGGCCCUGUGCCCCCUAAGCCUGGCCAUUUUAAGCAGGGUGACAGAUCCAGUCAGCCCAACUCUCCCAAGGCCACACCAAAUCCCAGGGAUUUGUGAUUAGAAGAGAUCUGGCUUUGAGGGCCCUUGGGGGCACUCAGAGAUAGAUAAAGGCCAUUAGAGGGGUACCAGAAGCCACACCUGGAGUUUAGUGUACUGCCAAGGGAGGGCCAGUUGGGUUAAUUUUACAAAUAACCCAGUUUUACUAAAAAAGUUUUGUAAAAAUCUAUUGUAGCUGAGUGACACAUUAAAACGUUAGUUUGGUUA